AUGAAUCAAUCAGCCAGUUUUUCAUUGUCAAUACCAAAUAGUCCACCUGUUUCAACAGCGACUACAACAACUACCACAUCGACUACAUCAUACAGCGGUGCUUCGACACCAAAAAGCACAACAAGCCAAUCACCAAAAUGUUCACUCACACCAAGAGGAGUGACACCACGACAAUAUCCGCCUCACCACUCUAACAACACCUAUGGCAACAACAAUCAUUGCUACUCACCACAACUCUCACAAUCAUCACCACUUCCAUUGCCACCACCACCACUUUUACCGACACCAUCUACACCACCGACACCAUUCCUAUAUCAAUCGAAAUCGGCCAUACCGAUAAACCCACUGGCCAACUCCACCAACAGCAUUGCCAGUGCGGGAUACAAUGUAAAUGGCUAUGAGAAUGGGCUGAUGACACCAUCGUCUUCAUCGUCGUCCAUCUCACCAUCGGCAUCACCAUCAUCAAUGUCAUUCUACCCACUAUCUUCACAGUCACUACUGAACACCACCAGUAACACCAACAACAAUUCCAGUUCUGGACCGAGUAGGUCGAAAUCACAGAACUCCACAUCAAAGAAAUCAUCUAAAUUAUUUUCCUCUCUAUCUUUUGGACACUCAUCCUCUGCACAUCAUCAUCACCACCACAAAGAAGCGCCUCUCUACUCGCCAUCGAAAGGAUCAAGUUCUGCACCAACCACACCUUCCUUACUAACACCAACCACUUCAAGAUCACAGAUACCCCACCCCUCCACAAACAACAGUAGCAGCAGCAACAACAGCAGUAGCGAUAAACUUACGAAAUCAAUCAGUAGCAGCAGUAGCAGCAGUAAUAGCAGUGGCAGCAACAAUAGUAUCAAGCCAUACAAAGUACACAAGAAGAUCAAGUAUCGAUUAAAAAUGACUGAACUAUCAGGAGGAGAGAAACGAUUCGUAUUCGAUUUGGAGGGUAGAGAUCCAGAUUUUUGUCUCUGGGUCAAAAAGACCAACAAGAAAGAUGUUGUUCAGGAUCGUCUUUUCGUUCUGACACAAUACAAUGUAUAUUCAAUCAAACGUAACAAACUCGGAAAGAAGCACGUACAACGACAAGGUCACCUCUAUGACCUCGUUGAGAUCAAAACCGACGACAUCGAUCAUGUAUUACUACGUUUCUCAACAUUCACAAUUGACAUCAGUGGUAACAACACUGGUAUUACCAUCCCUAAAAUUUUGAUCAAUGCAUUCCAUCGUAUCAGUUUCACAUUCUCUUUGGAGGCAUCUCCAUCGUUAAUUAUUAUUCCAGUUGAAAGACAAGCUCCUGAAAUAGAGAAUAUUGAUCCUGGAUUUGCACAUGGAUUCGUUGAAGUAUACAAAGCACAAUGUAAUUAUUAUAAUUCUCCAUUUGUUUUGGAUUUAGUUCAAUUCUUGGAGGAGACUGUCUCUCAGGGAAAUAGAGAGUUUUGUUUGGAUGAUUUCGCAGGUAUCGAUAAGACAGCGGAGGGAGCUAUCAACUUGAUUCCGGUCAUGGCAUCACUCCGUCACAAUACAUACUUUGAUUCGUUCGUAUGUCACAACAAGACCAGAAAGGAGGUUCCUCAGUUGCUGGCUGACGUGUUCCACCACAAUCGUACGCUAACUCGUGUUUCGCUGCGUGGAAUCGAUACCGACGAAGGUUGGGUUCAACUUGGUGACGCGCUCCGUGAGAACACAUCGAACGAGUUGCGUUAUCUCGAUAUCUCUGACAACCCUGUUCGUGACCGUGGUAUCACAUCGAUCACCAACGCAAUUCGUGCAUUCUCACGUGAGUUUUGUCAGUUGUCAGCAUCGAAUAUCGACCUACAGUCCAAAGGUGCUGCAGUUAUGUUCCGUUCGCUCCAAGCCAACUACGCCAGUUCUGGUGCCAUCGAAAUUUUGGAUCUCAGCAACAAUCAUCUCGGUACAACCGGUUCCGAUCCACUCCAAGAUUUCUUUGCACUGAUGAACUCAUCCAAUCCAAAUCCAGAGAAGCCGAUGCGUCAUCUCAAUCUUGAGAACACUCAGAUCGACACUCCUCGUAUCACCAAUGCCAUCCGUCAGGCAAACGUACAGAAUCUUCAAUUCCUCAAUCUCAGUGAGAACAAGUUCACCAAUGAAUCGGUACAGGGCAUCUGUUUGUUGAUUAGCAAAGGUCAGAAUCUGACUGAUAUUCAGCUGCGUGGUUGUGGAUUGUUGGGUGAACAAGUUGCUCUGCUCAUUCAGGCUUGCACCAACGGUGCCGCCGUCGAACAACGUUCACUCGAUCUCUCCAACAACAAUCUCGGAAAGAACGGUGCCCUAACAUUUGCACCGACCAUCAAGAAUUGUACCAAUAUCACAUCACUCCUGUUGUCGUUGAACAACUUCCGUAAGCGUGGAAUGACCUACAUCAUCAGUGCACUCGAAGAGAACACCACACUUCGUUCGAUCGACCUCUCAAACAAUCUCAAGAGCGGAAGCAAAGCCGACUCUGUCAUCGACCACUUGGCACGUGUCGUGCAACGUCAUCCAAACCUCGAGAAACUGGUGUUGGCCGGUCGUGACUCGCGUGGAUUCUUCUUGGGUCGCGAACUCCUACCGUUGGUGAAAUCGAUGAACGAAGAGAGCCGUCUCGUCGAGCUCGACAUCAACGGCAAUGCAAUGGGUGACGAUCUCUGUCGUGAACUCUUUGAAUCACUCAAGAAGAACUCGAGUUUGCGCACAUUGAACAUCGAUAACAACGCCAUUGGAUUGGCCGGUCUCGCAGCAAUGAAGCGUUGUUUCAGCGUCAAUCGUACACUCUCUGACAUUCCCGUGCCAACUCGUGAUAUCGCCAAGAUUCUCGGUGCCGCCAAAGACAGAAAGACCACCAACGACAAGAUCGCAGAGAUUCUCAACGAUGUCCAAUGGGCAUUGGCAAACAACAAGAACGGCAUUCCCUACACCGACAUUCCAUCGUCCACCGUCAAGACCACAAGUGUCGCCGUGUCGUCGGGAUCGACACCAAACUUUAGAGCCACCACAUAUAUUUCCAAUCCAUCGUCGCCAAUGAUCAACAACAACCGAUCGAGCGCCGACGACAUUGGAAGAUACUCUGCCGGUGGCGCCGCACCUGCCUCAACCUCACACUUUACACUGUCACACAGCUCACCCGCACCAGCACAAAAACUAUACAACCCACCACCUCCACCACCUCUUUACGAUCCAUACCAACAACAACAACAAAGCUAUCAACCACCUCCACCACCACCACCCGCUGUCGAUAACAACUAUGAUCAAUACUCUUAUGAUCAUCAACAACAGGAACAACAAGAACAACCAUCGGCAACUGACUAUGAUCAACAAUACUACAACCAUGAUAACACCAACACUACAAGUUAUGACGAAAGCAAUGCAGAUCAUGACCAACAUCAACAAUACGAUCAAACUCAAUACGAUCAUUCACAAUACGAUCAAAAUCAAUAUGAUCAAUCUACAGAACACCAUGAUCAACAACAACAAUACAAUCACAACGAUACUGCAUACGAAUAUGAGGCACAGUACUAA
Molecule: messenger RNA, 3516 nt
Organism: Heterostelium album PN500
Lineage: Eukaryota; Evosea; Eumycetozoa; Acytosteliales; Acytosteliaceae
Exons: 2
Coding region: 1-3516 (1171 amino acids)
Biological process (GO): cell migration; regulation of Arp2/3 complex-mediated actin nucleation
Cellular component (GO): lamellipodium; plasma membrane
Molecular function (GO): protein binding
Source: RefSeq, a predicted model, not a curated record